AUGAAUAGGGAGCUGGUCCACUUGACUCAACCGCUCUCAGAUGAGGUAGACCACUGCCUGCAAGCUCAAUGGAGCGAGAAUUCCGAAUGGCACACUGUCUCAACCCACGACACUGUCUUGGCCUUGGUCCCUCAGAUGACCAAGCGAGCAUUUGUCGGAGCCGAGCUCUGUCGUAACGCUGAAUGGCUCGAUAUUGCGAUUAGUUUUACGAUUAAUCGUGCUAUUGCCGUCCAAGCAAUCCAGGCUUGGCCCUGGAUCCUGCAGCCUGUUGGUGUUCGUCGCCAGAUUCAGCGAGCUCGAGACAUCUUGAUGCCAGUUCUAGAGCGCGAGAGGCAGGUUAUGCACAGCAAAGAUAUGUCCACCGAUCGGGUAUUCUCGACAUUAACUUUCAUUGAUCAGUAUGCCAACGGGUCUCGGUAUGACGCCACCAUGGCCCAGCUGAGACUGACCGCUGUGUCCGUCCUGACCACUUCGGACAUGGUAGAGAAAGUGCUAGCAAGAAUUUGCGAAUAUCCAGAGUUGAUCCAGCCGCUCCGUGAAGAGGCAAUCUUGGCCGUUGAAAGUGGCGGCUUGCAUCACAAGUCCCUGCUCAAACUGACACUAAUGGAGAGUGUGAUGAAAGAAAGUCAGCGGCUUGAGCCUGCCACACUCAUAUCCAUGUUCCGAGUGGCCAAAAGGACAGUCAUAUUGCAAGAUGGCACAACUAUCCCUAAGGGUACCAGCGUUGCCUUUGCCAAUGACCUUCGGCUAGACCCCGUAAUGUAUCCGGAUCCUGAAAAGUUUGACGAUUAUCGAUUCGAAGAAAUGAGGAAAGAUCCAGAGCAGGCAAGCUUGCCCCAUUCACCAAGACAAGAACAAGCCAUUUGGCUUUCGGUCAUGGGAAACACGCUUGUCCUGUACGACUUGAAAGCACUAGAUGGACGUGUCCCGGAUCUGCACAUUCGGGGAAUGUUUAUCCAGAGGGAUACAGGAGGGAUGCUCUCGGUGAGAAGACGACAGGAGGAAGUCACGCUGUGA
Molecule: messenger RNA, 1017 nt
Organism: Penicillium hordei
Lineage: Eukaryota; Fungi; Ascomycota; Eurotiomycetes; Eurotiales; Aspergillaceae
Product: cytochrome P450
Exons: 6
Coding region: 1-1017 (338 amino acids)
Molecular function (GO): heme binding; monooxygenase activity; oxidoreductase activity, acting on paired donors, with incorporation or reduction of molecular oxygen
Source: RefSeq, a predicted model, not a curated record